AUGCAGGCGCAGGUCGUGCACCGCCUGCUCUCCCGCGACGCCGCCGCGGCAGCGCGGUUCCCGCUGCUCGCGCACCAGGCGCAGCUAGUGGAGGCGUUCCGGCCCCAGAUCGCGCAGCGCGCCCGCGAACGCCUGGCCGACCGCCGCCUCCCUGUCUCGGCCCACGCCGACGCACUCGCGGCUGCAGCCGCGAUCGACGCGCCGUCGCUCACCCCGUCCCAGGCGCUCCUCCUCCUCCUCUCCUCUCGCCGCGCCUGGAUCUCCCAAGCUCUGACCGUACUAGCCUCAGAUCCGUCCUCCUACACCUCCGUGCUCUGCGAUGUUGCUGGGAUCGUUCGGGUCACUCUAGGCCACGUCGGGCAGCUAUUUGUGCCUGCGCUCACUGACUUGCCGAUGUUCUACAAGACAGUGCUCGAGUCGCCGCCCCCUGCACAGCUGUUUGGUGGCAUUCCAGACCCCGAUGAGGAGGCACGGUUGUGGAGAGAACACUGGGAUCAGCUUGAGGCUACAAUGGUGCUACUUGAGCCGGAUACCGUGGCACGAACCUGUACAGAUUGGCUUAAGGGAUGUUGUGAUGAGAUGUUUGGUGUGAUUGCUGGGUCGCAAAGGCUAGUUGAUGCCAUCGGGAGUGGGGAGGGACUUGGCUCGGCGCAAAGGCUCAUUCGUGAGAAACUAGAUGACAGAGCAGGACUGGAAGGGAGUUUGGAGCAGUGGCUGAAGAGUGUGUUUGGAUCAGAGAUUGAAUCCCCAUGGGAUCAAAUCCGUGGGUUAAUCCUGAAAGAAGGGAAGGAUAUUUUUGAGGACUGGAUGGAGGAAGCAUUUGUGCAACGGAUGAAGGACAUUGUGCAUUCAGAGUUUGAUAGCUUGGCUGGUAGUGUUAAUGUGAUGGAAUCGAUUCAGGCUAUUGGUGCGAAUGCUGGUCCUAAGGAUGCUGCUGAUUUCCUGGUGCAUGUGCAAAAAGCUUCGACUGGGGGCAGCGUAUGGUUCUCAGAAUCUAAGAUCAAGAAAGGUGGAAUUUUGGCACAUUUGAAACCAAUUGCUGACGAGAACGACUUCCACAGCUGCCUAGCCUCGUAUUUCGGGCCGGAAGUUAGUCGCAUCAAGAAUGCAAUUGACGGCAAAUGCAAGAGUAUUCUUGAGGACCUUUUAAGCUUUGUUGAGUCACACAAUUCAGUUCAGAGAUUGAAGGAGUUGGUGCCAUACAUCCAGGAGAAAUGCUAUAAGACCAUCUUGGGAGUACUGAACAAAUUAGAAGCCGAACUUGGAAACCUUUCUGAUGCAUUGGGAACGAAAAAGGGGGAUGACAACGUGCCUGCUGCAUCUGUUAUUGUGGAGCGGUCUCUCUUCAUUGGCCGCCUCUUGUUUGCAUUGAGAUAUCAUUCAAGUCAUGUACCCCUGAUACUAAGCUCCCCAAGGCAGUGGGUAAAGGAUUCUGGUGGUGCAGCAUUUGCCAGGUUAUCAUCGCCCACGCCAAGACAUUCAAGAGCAUCUUUUGAGUCGUCAUCACCUUUUACCCCCAGAAGACAAUUUGACAGCCCUAGGAGUCCUGGAAGGCAAUUUUCUGAAAGCCCCAGAAGACAAUCUAUUGCUGCUGCUGCUGCUUCCUUGUUUGGUGCUGAUGAUAGCUCCAAUCCCAGACUUGAUGAACUCAAUAAGACCCUAAAGGCACUGUGCAUUACGGCUCACAUUUUGUGGAUAACAUGGGUGUCUGCCGAAUUAUCAGACCUUCUUUCAUAUGCUCUAAAUAGAGAUGAUUCAUUAUCCUCAUCAACUCCUUUAAGGGGAUGGGAAGUUACAGUCAUCAAACAAGAGGAACCUACCGAUGGUCCCUUGGAGAUGCAAAUAGCUCUUCCAUCAAUGCCUUCACUGUACAUUAUAUCCUUUCUUUACCAAGCAUGUCUGGAGAUUCAUAAAAUUGGAGGGCACAUCCUGGAAAGAAUUAUAUUGCAUAAAUUUGCCUGGGAUUUACUACAGAAGGUUUCAGAAAAAGGAGUUCUGCAAAUACUGCUAGAUCUUCGUUUCAUUGGUGAUAUCCUAUCCGGAGGCAAAAACUCUUCGGCCAAUCCUUCUGAAACAAAGAUAAAACAGGACAAUGCUAAGACUACCUUCAGGAGAAAACAAUCACAAUUCCAGGCAGAUUCAGCUACCAUAGAGCCUAUAAACAAGCUGAUCAAUAAAUUCUCGCAGAGAUUGGAUCCAAUAGAUUGGGCUACGUAUGAAUCUUACUUAUGGGAGAAUGAGAAGCAAUCUUACAAGCGCUGCGUUGUUCUUUUUGGUUUCUUGGUUCAACUGAAUCACAUGUAUACUGGUGCGGCACAGAAGUUACCAACAAAAACAAAUACAGAUUCAAAUAUUAUGAGGUGCUCCCAGGUUCCAAGAUUCAAGUACCUACCAAUCAGUGCCCCAGCUCUAGCAUCAAGAACACCCAAGUCAUCACUACAGUCGCCAUCUGAUGAUUCAACAUCUAGGAACCCUUGGAAAUCAUCAUAUUCAAAUGGGGAAAGAUCUACCAUAUCAGAAUAUGAUAAUAAUGCAAGUCUUGGAAGUGCAGCUCCAUUGCUCAAGUCCUUUGUUACGCAGGUUGGGAGCAAAUUUGGGGAGAACACAUCUAGAUGGGGUUCCAUGCUCUCUGAUGGCCAGGUAGGGCUGAGCGACAUUCUUCCUGGACCAGCAGCUGGGUUCUUCUCAUCUUUCACAUCUGGGGCCCGAUAUGAUUCAUAG
This is a messenger RNA of Triticum turgidum subsp. durum (durum wheat), 2721 nucleotides long. The record is from the annotation of a GenBank genome assembly. NCBI's taxonomy places the organism in Eukaryota, Viridiplantae, Streptophyta, Magnoliopsida, Poales, Poaceae.